AUGUCGAGCUUGGAGAUCAACUCCUCCUGCUUCAAUCUGGAGACGAAAUUGCCAUUAUCCCCCCCAUCAGUGGAGGGUAGUACCAUUGAGCCACUUGGGCAAAAGAUGAAUGAAAUAGAAGAGAAAGCAAAAGAUAUAAUAAAAUUCACUCCUGAGAAGCUUUCAGUUGAUGAAGUCUCACAGUUGGUGACUUCUCCGCUCUGUGGUGCAAUCUCCCUAUUUGUAGGCACAACAAGGAAUAACUUUGAAGGGAAAAAAGUCAUUAGCUUAGAAUAUGAAGCAUAUUUGCCAAUGGCAGAAAAUGAAGUCAGAAAAAUCUGUGGUGACAUUCGUCAGCGAUGGCCAAUCAAGCACAUAGCAGUGUUCCAUCGACUCGGUUUGGUUCCCGUGUCAGAAGCCAGCAUAAUCAUUGCUGUAUCCUCAGCCCACAGGGCUGCAUCCCUGGAAGCUGUGAGCUAUGCCAUCGAGUCUUUAAAAGCCAAGGUACCCAUAUGGAAAAAGGAAAUGUAUGAAGAGUCAUCAUCAUCUUGGAAAAGAAACAAAGAAUGCUUUUGGGCAACCUGUGAUUAAACCACUUCUAUUUUCAGAGCACUAAAAUUUAAAUCUGUUAAGACUUUCAUCUUCCGGAAGUCCCCGUCCUAUAACAAGUAG
Molecule: messenger RNA, 651 nt
Organism: Chrysochloris asiatica (Cape golden mole)
Lineage: Eukaryota; Metazoa; Chordata; Mammalia; Afrosoricida; Chrysochloridae
Gene: MOCS2
Product: molybdenum cofactor synthesis 2
Exons: 6
Biological process (GO): Mo-molybdopterin cofactor biosynthetic process
Cellular component (GO): cytosol
Molecular function (GO): molybdopterin synthase activity
Source: RefSeq, a predicted model, not a curated record